Messenger RNA from Chlamydomonas reinhardtii, 3852 nucleotides. RefSeq lists its product as uncharacterized. Lineage: Eukaryota; Viridiplantae; Chlorophyta; Chlorophyceae; Chlamydomonadales; Chlamydomonadaceae. The coding region runs from base 224 to 2431 and encodes 735 amino acids. Gene Ontology annotation, molecular function: acyltransferase activity, transferring groups other than amino-acyl groups. The transcript has 7 exons. The record is from RefSeq and is a predicted model, not a curated record.
CUUCCAGCUCGUGCAGACAAACGCGAAUUCGUGUGCUCUGGUUUCUCACGCCUUCGGAGCCUUUCCUGCUAGCAUUUCUACCUAGUUGCAACCAUUAGCUGCCCAGCUGUGGCAAUUCCGCUGAUAAGUACGAUGCCCGGGGCCUAGGCCUUUUGCCCUGGGCGGCAUUGACGACUAGUGUUUCCUUGCUCCCCGGACAGCCACCAUGCUAACGCAUUUUGACAUGUUGUUGUCUGCUGGAGCGUGUGGUAAGGCGCAUCGUGGCCUCACUGCAGCUCCAGCCCUCCAGCAUGGCUACCACGGCGUUGCCAGACUACGGCAUGCCGCGCCUGCAGUCGCCGGCACCGCACCGUUGCCCACGGCCCUGGCCGCGACAGGGGCACGGUGGCCUGCACCUGCUGCCGCCUGCGCCCCCGCCCGGCGGCACGUUAUCACGCGCCCCAGCUCCGGCAACGGCGCAGCUGCCGACGGCGCGGCCCGCGCCAGCUCCUGGCAGCCCCUGGGGCAAGGGCAGCGAGGGGUAGCGGCAGCUCCGCCUCAGGUGGCAGUGGUGAGCUGCGCCGACAACCCGGCCCUGGCGCGGCAGGCGGUUGAGUCCAUGGCGUCGGCUUUCGUGGACGACCCCUCCACCACCUACUUCUGCAGGCCGGGCAAGGCGGUUGAGUUUUACCGGACCAUCCUCAACUGUGUGCUGGAUUGGUACCCCUCCGCCCGCCAGCUGGUCUGCACCGUGCCUCGCCCCGACGCCGCCGCCAUCGCCUACGUGUACCCGCGCGCCUCGGGCCUGGACGGCUGGCGGCGGCUGCUGCGCGGCGGCCUGGCGCCGCUGCUGUCGGUGCGGCUGGACCGUGUGGUCCAGGGCAUGGACGCCAGCGACUUCUUCGAGGGGCAGCGCGAGGAGUUCUUCAAGGCGCACGGGCCCUACCUGUAUAUCAGUGUCAUGGGCACACGGCCCCAGCAGCAGGGCCGCGGCCUGGGCGGCGCGCUGCUGGGCUUCCUGUGCGACCGCGCGGACGGCGCCGGCCUGCCCGCCUACAUCGAGGCCACCAGCGGCCGCAACCGGGCGCUGUACGAGCGGUUCGGGUUCAGGCUGCUGCAGGCGUGGCGCGCCAACCCGGACAUGCCGUACACGUACGUCAUGUGGCGCCCGCCCGCCGCCGUACCCGACGAGGACGAUACGGCACAGGACGACGCCGCUGCUGCUGCCGGCCUGGGCGGAAUCGCGGCCGCGCUCCGGCAAUCCAGCCAACAGGCGGCGUCGCAGGCGCAAGCCAGCGGCGGCGAAGCCGCCGCUGCCGGCGCCGCGGCAGCGGAAGCAGCAACGCGGGCGGCGGACAGGGACGCCGCUGCCGCGUUGUUCGGCCCGCGCGCCGAUAUGAUGCUGGCGGGUGCGGCGCUGGCGGCGGCGGCGGCGGGUGCGGGCCGCAACACGCCGGCUCAGCGCCGCGUGGCGCGCUCCGCGGAGGAGCUGUGGGCGGCGGCGGCGUUGCGGCGGCGGUCGCGCUUCGCGCGCGUGCGGCAGGAGCGGCAGGCGGCGCGGCAGCAGCGGCGGCAGGAGCGGCAGGAGCUGCGGGGGCAGGUGGCGGAGUAUGCGUAUUACGAGUACGUGGACUCGAACACGUGGGGCUACUGGCCGCUGUGGACCAGCGAGGACUGGGCGGCGGGGCCGGAGGCAGCAGCAGGGGCGGGGAUCGAGGUUGAGGUGGGGGUGCUGCCGGCGCGGCGGAACGACAAGAACGACGGCAGCUCGGAUUCUUACGUGGACUGGCGGGAGCCGGAUGCCGGCUCCAGCCGGGCGCACGGGUCUGGAAGCAGUGGCGGCGGCGGCGGCGGCGGCGGCGGCGAGGAUGAUUCGAGGGCGGAGGGGCCGUCCAGCUCCCUCGGCCGGGCGGCGGCGAAGGUGGCGGCGAUGGGCCCGCCCGCCACUGACGAGGCGGCAGAGGAUGAAGGUGUGGGGGCCGGCAACGGGCACGGGGAUGGGAGCAGCGCCGGCGGUGACGUGGCCAGUAGCAGCAGUAACGGUGGUGGCGCCGGUGGUGCGGCCGGGGGGUCGUGGUGGCCGGGCCUGCCGAAUCUCGGAGGUGGCAGCGCCUGGCCGGGCUGGGGGAGCGGCGGCACGUCCGGGGACUAUGCGUCCACGAGUGCCGCACACGGGGCGGAGGAUGCUAGCGGCAGCGGUGGCACGGGCGGCGGUGGCGGCGUGGGGUCUUGGUUCUCGGCGUGGGGCGGCCACGGUGCAGGGGAUGGCCAUGGCGAUGACGCCAGCAGCGGCGGCGGUGGCGGUGGCGGUGAGAGCGGCGGCUGGUCAUGGCCAGACUUUGGCGGCAGCACGGGUGGGGACGGUGGCUAUGGCGGCGGUGGUGGUGAUGGUGGUGGUGAUGGCGGCGGUGCUGGUGGUGGUGAUGGCGGCGGUGGUGACUGCGGCGAUUGACGGACGUGCGUCGCGAUCCAUCGUCGGUUUGACGAUAAGAAAGUUAUUGGACAAGAAUGAGGACCGCGGUAGGUCGGUCGUCAGUCCGCUGUAACAUUAUGGCAUGCACUCAGCCAAUCCCCUUGGGUGUGCUAUCCCGGUUGCUGUUGGAGAAAGGGUGUCCGGGCCAACCAGCCAAGCAUGGCCUAAGGUGGCACAGGUUAGGAGUGUGGGAUACAGGUACAGGCUCACGAGUCACGACCUGUAAUGCGAUUGAUAUUAUACUGAUACCAUGUCACAGCUAGAGCCUUCUAACUUAAACAGACUUGAACAUACUAUGCGCCUCAGCCAACAAGGUGGGGUCAUGGCGGGCGGGCGAUGUUGGCCGACAUGUCCCUCGACAUUGCGUUACGUCCGAGCAACAGGGCCGCGAGUUAUGAGUAUUUAUUUGCUUAGGAACAUAGUCAGAAGCUCACCGCCUUGCAGCGCAUUAUGAAACCGCAUCACAGGAACAUUCUAAGUGCCCCCCACCAUCGCGCGGUUGCCAUGGGGCCCGAGACCCUGCAUGAGGGGCCACCACCGCUCGCUGGCGCCGUCACAAGCAUACUUACCUGGCCCGCUUCUCGAGGUGGUCACCAUGGCCUCGGUUGUGUGGUCGGUCUUCACCUUGCACUUUGUGAGGGCCUUCCGCAGUCGGCCCUUCGGGUGUCCGGCAGGGCUAAAUUUUUGUUAGGCUGAGGACCCGCGCUAUGCGCGGCCUCGGCUCCCAAUCAUGUGAUAAAAUCUAUUGGACAUACUGUCUGUGCUAUACUUCUGCGAGAUUCCUGAUACCACCAUAUCUACGGAGCGCUAGAUCGUAGUCCUGUGUGUCCUGGACGUAAUGCCCUGAUGCCCGGACCGUGAUGUCACCUACUGGCUGUUGCAUUGCAGGGCGGUGCAGCGCAACGCCCCUAGGAUAACUCUGGCACGCUGGCGGCGCGGACAGGCGCAGGGCAGGCGCAGCAUGGCCAUGUACCGUACUUCCCACACGUGGUGCAAACCAUGCGAGCUGCAGAAGCAUGCCGAAGCAGUUGUGGCGCACGGCCCGGCGCGAACCAGCGGCCAGGCAAGGCCAGGUGUGGGAGCGCAAGGGUACGGAUGAGUUCUGGGGCGGGGGUUUGGGCGUUCUUGCAGCCCUGGUAAUGCACAAAUCUGCCGUCACUCCUGAUUGGGGCAUCGCGCGGCCACUGUAGCGCCGGUGUGCACAGAAUUGCAAAACCGUUCCGGGGGGGUUCAGUUAAAACUGUCGGCGCGUCCGAUGGAUUUGCCUGGGACUGCCCGAGCACUGUGGGGAGCUGCGCGGAACUGGAAGUGCGGGAGGGCGCCGCGCCGCGAGCGUGCGUUUAGCUGAAGCCCCGAAGUGACAUUGGUGCCGAGGGCGUUUGCAACAAGCUACGGGUCCG